CAAAUUAACCUUUAUUUGCCGGAUGGAAGAAACAUGGGCUCUGUGUCUGAGGCCCAAAAACAUUACUACUACACUGUAACGCCUCAUUUCUCCAUUGUUGAGGGUUGAAGCUGCAACACACGCAGAGUACUUCAUUCUCAGAUUCUUGUUGGCAAUCAUUUAAUAUGAUACCUUCUAAUGGCAAAAAACAAGGCUUACCUUCCCCUCAUGUACUUAGCAACCUUCCUGAGAGUGUAAUCGAUGAAAUUUUAAUGAGGUUGCCUUUACGAGAUGCUGUGAGGACAAGCAUCUUAUCAAAGAAAUGGAGAUAUAACUGGUGUAGACUUCCACAAUUGAAACUUGAUCAAACACUUUGGAAAACAGUAGAGGACUUAAUUUCCCCUACAAUUGGAUUUACUAACGUUCUUUCUCACCUCUUGACCCUUCAUACCGGACCAAUUACCAAGUUUACCCUCGACAUUCCUGAUCUUAAACCAUCUCCUAAUAUUCACCACUUGAUAUAUUUCCUCUCUAGGUAUGACAUUCAACAUUUUGUUCUUAAACCUCCGUUAGGUGACCAAUACAAACUACCUUCGUCAUUUUUCACAUGUCUGCAACUGAGGCAUUUGACUCUCCAUAGGUGUCUCAUACGUCCUCCACCACUCUUUAAGGGAUUUGAUAGGUUAAUUAGCCUAGAACUAAUUGAAGUCACAAUUUCUUCUAAAUUGGUUGGAAGUUUAAUCUCCCAUUGCCCGUUGCUUGAGCAUUUGGUGCUGGAACACGACGAAAUUUCGGACCACAUUGAAUUUAGUGCUCCCAAGCUGAGGUCAUUUUUCUUCACAGGCGAUAUAAAUUUUUUACAUCUAAAAAAUGUCCCUCUUCUUUCCAAAGUUUCAUAUAAGCCUAUAGCAUUCUUUUUGGAGGCAGAAUGUGAUCUUGCCAAGAUUUUUGAGUCUAUUCCUGCUCUCGAGAAUCUCUGCUGGAAUCAGGACUAUAUCGAGGAAGAAGAUGUUGGACAAGCUGAAGUUAUACCAACAAGGCUUCCCUCUGCUCUUAACUGUCUUAAACGCCUUUGCCUAUCUUGCGUUAUUCUGGGAGAAUUCGUUGUGCUUUCAUUUGCUCUUUGCUUGAUAAGAAGCUCCCCAAAUUUAGAAGAAAUUGAAAUUGAGGUGUGUGUUCUUAGAGAUGAGAUCUAUUAUGAACCUGUGCCCCGGGAUGCUGUUGAUGAGAUUCCUGCAAGCUUCUCAAAUAUGACAUUUAAUCACCUCAGGACAGUUAAGAUUUACAAUGUAGCAGGAACCGAGGCUGAAAUGCAGCUUAUCAAGGUUUUAUUGGCCAAGUCCCCAGCACUGAUCAGAAUGUUAAUCAAGCCCCGUAGAAUGGAAGAUAGAAAAUCUCUCAAAGUACUCGCGGAGAUAACAAAUUUUCCUCGGGCAUCAUCUAAAGCCCAAGUUGUGUAUAAUGUAGAUUAGUAUCUGUAUCAUAAUCCUGCUUGACCUUCACAAGUCUUCAAUCGGAUCAUGAUUUUUGGCUAAAAUGUCUUGGAAGUUGAAAAUGUAAAUAGAAAUGAAUGUUGAUACAGUCUAAGGCUGUGUUUUGCCUUUCCCAUAAGUGAAUCUGGUCGAACGUUUUGACUAAUCUGUUUCAUAAUGCAAAGUUUGAAAUGUUUUUAAUUUCAUGCUUGUUAUUGAUUGAUCUAUGAAAUGAGACGUGACAUGAA
Molecule: messenger RNA, 1699 nt
Organism: Lycium barbarum (goji berry)
Lineage: Eukaryota; Viridiplantae; Streptophyta; Magnoliopsida; Solanales; Solanaceae
Product: F-box/FBD/LRR-repeat protein At1g13570-like
Exons: 4
Coding region: 165-1451 (428 amino acids)
Molecular function (GO): protein binding
Source: RefSeq, a predicted model, not a curated record